This is a messenger RNA of Pungitius pungitius (ninespine stickleback), 5055 nucleotides long. It is a transcript of the gene adgrg2a, whose product is annotated as adhesion G protein-coupled receptor G2a. Gene Ontology annotation, molecular function: G protein-coupled receptor activity. The record is from RefSeq and is a predicted model, not a curated record. Lineage: Eukaryota; Metazoa; Chordata; Actinopteri; Perciformes; Gasterosteidae. Gene Ontology annotation, biological process: cell surface receptor signaling pathway; adenylate cyclase-activating G protein-coupled receptor signaling pathway. The transcript has 15 exons. Gene Ontology annotation, cellular component: plasma membrane. The coding region runs from base 1971 to 4271 and encodes 766 amino acids.
CAACACCAUCCAAUGUAACAAAAGUCACAAGUUCUCCGAAUGGCUCAACACCAUCCAAUGUAACGGCAGUCACACCUUCAACCAAUCACACAACAGCAUCCAAUGUAACAACAGUAAAACUUUCAACCAUUGACACAACAGCAUUCAACGAAACAACAGUCACAACUUCUCUGAUUGGCACAACACCAUCCAAUUUAACGACAGUCACACCUUCAACCAAUCGCACAACAACAUUCAAUGAAACAACAGUCAAAUUUUCUCUGAAUGAAACAACAUCCAAUUUAACUGCAGUCACACCUUCAACCAAUCACACAACAGCUUUCAACCUAACAACAGUCACAACUUCUCUGAAUGGCACAACACCAUCCAAUGUAACGGCAGUCACAACUUCAACCAAUCGCACAACAGCAUUCAAUGUAACAACAGUCACAACUUCUCUAAAUGAAACAACGUUAUCCAUUGUAACGCCAGUCCCACCUACAUCCAAUCACACAACACCUUUCAAUGUAACGGCAAUCACACCUUCAACCAAUCACACAACAGCAUUCAAUGUAACAACAGUCACAACUUCUCUGAAUGAAACAACACCAUCCGAUGUAACAAAAGUCACAAGUUCUCUGAAUGGCACAACACCAUCCAAUGUAACGGCAGUCACACCUUCAACCAAUCGCACAACAGCAUCCAAUGUAACAACAGUAAAACCUUCAACCAUUGACACAACAGCAUUCAACGUAACAACAGUCACAACUUCUCUGAAUGGCACAACACCAUCCAAUUUAACGACAGUCACACCAUCAACCAAUCGCACAACAACACUUAAUGAAACAACAGUCAAAUUUUCUCUGAAUGAAACAACAUCCAAUUUAACUGCAGUCACACCUUCAACCAAUCACACAACAGCUUUCAACCUAACAACAGUCACAACUUCUCUGAAUGAAACAACACCAUCCAAUGUAACAAAAGUCACAAGUUCUCUGAAUGGCACAACACCAUCCAAUGUAACGGCAGUCACACCUUCAACCAAUCGCACAACAGCAUCCAAUGUAACAACAGUAAAACCUUCAACCAAUGACACAACAGCAUUCAACGUAACAACAGUCACAACUUCUCUUAAUGGCACAACACCAUCCAAUUUAACGACAGUCACACCUUCAACCAAUCGCACAACAACACUUAAUGAAACAACAGUCAAAUUUUCUCUGAAUGAAACAACAUCCAAUUUAACUGCAGUCACACCUUCAACCAAUCACACAACAGCUUUCAACCUAACAACAGUCACAACUUCUCUGAAUGAAACAACACCAUCCAAUGUAACAAAAGUCACAAGUUCUCUGAAUGGCACAACACCAUCCAAUGUAACGGCAGUCACACCUUCAACCAAUCGCACAACAGCAUCCAAUGUAACAACAGUAAAAUCUUCAACCAUUGACACAAAAGCAUUCAACGUAACAACAGUCACAACUUCUCUGAAUGGCACAACACCAUCCAAUUUAACGACAGUCACACCUUCAACCAAUCACACAACAGCAUUCAACUUAUCAACAGUCACCGCUUUAAUCAAUCACACAACAACAUUGAAUGUAACUAAAAUACAAUUUUCAACCAAUCACACAACAUUAUUCAAUGUAACAGCAGUCACACUUUCUCCGAAUUACACACUGACUACAGAUACACCUUCAAACAAUCACACGGCAGAGUUGAAUCGAACCACAGUCGUACCUACUCCAAAUGACACAACAGUACACAAUGCAACAGAGAACAACGUUACUGCAUCUAUUAACAAUAGGGACCUAAAUAGUACAGUAAUCACGAGUAAUGCAACAAUAACCACGUCUACAGCUUAUCCCAACGACACAACAGUUGUGAGUACAAUCCCUACUACCGAAAUUCAAAACAAGACAGCCACAGACAAUCAAACCACGUCACCCAACGCAGAAACACAACAAAACUCAACUACUUUGUCCCAAGACAUGACAAUGGCUACCACUGCAACUCUUAAUAAUACGGCAUUCACCAAAAACGUGACCGUGGACAAUGUGACGUUAACCAAGGACAUCGUCACCAAACCAACAGUAGCUCCACUCAUCAACCAGACUGUAAAUUACACCACAGCGAGAGUGACCAACAACAUCACAACAACCCACGGAAAUGACAACUUAACCACAGCUGCUUCUGCUGUCAGUACCACCAUCAAUCACAAUCAAAGUGUUGGAACCACCUUCAAUCUAAGCUCAACUUCAAGCAGUUCAACCGCAGACUCCAACUUGACAACGGAAGUACCAGGAGACAUCUUGAUGACUACACCCGCUCCUGUCAAAGCUACAACAAUAACAACAACUAUAAAGGGUACAGGAUCUACAUUCACAACUCCAUUAAAAACAAGUACAAGCCAAGAGGAGGAACAGGCCAACCAGUUGCUGGAUCAAACAAGGGAUGCAUCUAAGCUAAACUCCUCUCAGGUGGAAAAUUUGGUGGGAGACUUGGAGAAGCUUCUGGAUGGCCCCACAGUCUCUCUGGCUCUGGGACAAAAGGCUGUCAAUAUAAUUAGCAAUCUGAUGGGAGGCAACUCGUUGGCCGUGUCCGCAUCUGCUAACAGGCUGAUCCGUCUGGUAGACAAUCUGGGCAUUAAGCUGGUAGUCUCUGGCGACACAGAGAUCCUGUCUGCAGGUUUGCUGGUUCUGGCUGUGAAGAGAGUCGAUGGGACCAACUUCCCAGUAACAUCUGUCGAUAUUUUCAACACUGAUAAUGUCCAGCUCCGUGGCCUCAGUAGAUCCCGGUCCAAGAGGUCCGCGUCUUCUCUUGGGUCAGUAUUCUUGCCCUCCUCCCUCACCAAUGGGCUAAGUCUUGAGCAGCAGAAGGAAGCCAACAGGGUCCAGUUCAACUUCUACACCAAAUCAGUCUUCUUCCAGGAUGCAUCAUUAGAUAACCAAACCCUUGUCAGUCCAGUUCUGGCUGCCAGUGUGGCCAAUCUGUCGAUAAGUAACCUGAGGGAGAACAUUCAGUUUACCAUCCGAAACAUCGACCCCAUGCAGGAGAACUACACAGCCUCCUGUGUCUUUUGGCAAUCAACUGGUGGUACAGGAUUCUGGAGCACUGCUGGCUGCUUUGUUGUCAAUGCCACAGCAGAAGAAACAACCUGCAGCUGUAACCAUCUCACAUCGUUUGCAAUUCUGCUGGAUUUGUCCAGAGACGUGUUAAUUAACCCUCAGCAGGCGCAAAUCCUCACUUUCAUCACCUACAUCGGCUGCGGAAUCUCUACCAUUUUCCUCAGCCUCACCUUACUGACAUAUUUGUCAUUUGAAAAACUGCUGCGAGAUAUUCCUGCUAAGAUCCUGGUUCAGCUGUGCCUGUCCCUCCUCCUCCUCAACCUGGUCUUCCUCCUGGACGGCUGGCUGGCGCUCUACCCAGCGACUGGGCUGUGCAUUAGCACCGCCUUCUUCUUGCACUACUUCCUGCUGACAUCAUUCACCUGGGCGGGGCUUGAGGCCCUGCACAUGUACCUGAGCAUCGUACGGGUGUUUAACCCCUACUUCAGCAAUUACAUGCUCAAGUUCUCCCUGAUGGGGUGGGGCAUUCCCCUUCUUGUGGUGAUAGUGGUGAUAUCAGUGAACAAAGACAACUACGGUCUGGUGACUUAUGGAAAAUACACAGAUGGCACUUCUGAUGACUUCUGUUGGCUGCGUAACGACAUCGCCUUCUACGUGGGCGUGGUGGCCUACUUCCUCCUGAUCUUCGGUCUGUGUCUGCUGACCUUCAUCAUCGUCAUGAUACAACUGUCCCGGAUCAAAAAGCAGAACCCCCAGAACCAAGCUCCCAACAGGGGGGUGAUGACAGACAUGCGCAGCAUCGCUGGCCUCAUCGUGCUGCUGGGCCUCACCUGGGGGUUCUCUCUGUUCGCCUGGGGACCCCUCUACUUUCCCUUUGUGUACCUCUUCACUAUAUUCAACUCUCUGCAAGGAUUCCUUGUCUUUAUUUUCCACUGUGCUCUGAAGGAGAGCGUCCGCCGGCAGUGGAGAACUUACCUGUGCUGCGGGAAACUGCGAUUGGCCGAGAACUCAGACUACUUGAGUCGGACGGCCACCCAGAUCAAAAGCAACAGGGGGAUGUCUGUCACCACGGCCUCCACCUACGCGGCCAACGUCACCCCCCGAAGCUCCUCCGUCAUCAGCACCAGUGGAAGCGACUCCGUGUUCAUGGACAGCGGCAUAUCUGACGGCUCCAACAGCGACGUGCUCUUCAACGACAUGCACAGGCGGAAUCCCUCCUUGUGAGCGCCAGGACCGACAGGCGCGUGCCGCGUCCCUCCGCGAUCACAACCGCCCCCCCUCGUCCCCCCCCCGCUGGGAGGGAGCCCGGACACGGGGGUCCCCUGCAGCUCGAGCAGACAAACAAAACAAGGCCCGCCCGGAGGAAAGCUCCCCCAGUGUGACACGAGAUGAAGGUUUUACAGGUGGAAUGAAGGGAAGGGAGGAGUGAGACUGAACCACUGGCGUGAUGCCUUUUCUUUUUUAACAGAGGAAUGAUGUGAGAGACUCAAUUGUCUCACAGCGGCGUCUCGGUGUUCGUGUGGACUGUUGUUUCAAAAGCAACAUCACUAUGAACAUGAAACACGGUGGUAUUAUUUUUGUCGUUAGAGGUAGCUAAUAACAUUUUUACAGAAUAUCACAAAAAUGUAUUCACUUAGUAAUCUUGAGCAAACGCUGAAAGCUUUGUAGAAAUGUAUAUUUAAGUCUAUUUUUCUAUGCUAUUGUAUAUAUUUAUUUUUCACUUUGCAACACAUGAAGCAAUUUAUAGUGUGUUUGAAAUGCUCCACCGCCUAAGGAGCUAUUCCCAAAGUCCUCUGGGAAAGGAUCCGCUAUCUCGAGCCAGGAGAAGCAGGAGAAAUGAAGGAAAAAGUGCACACGCCAAAACUUGAAUGCUCGAUCUUACAUGCACAGUAAUUAAUUCAUAAAAAAAUAGAUAUAAGUGGCGGUUUAAAAGCAUUUCAAAUGAUGUGGGGGCAGACGCAUUCGAUUGUUUGUAUAUUUGAGAUCAUUGUAUUAAAUGAAAUGACGU